Lucilia cuprina (Australian sheep blowfly) is the source of this 1055-nucleotide messenger RNA. RefSeq names its product small conductance calcium-activated potassium channel protein-like. Gene Ontology annotation, biological process: potassium ion transmembrane transport. Gene Ontology annotation, cellular component: plasma membrane; neuronal cell body; neuron projection. Gene Ontology annotation, molecular function: calmodulin binding; small conductance calcium-activated potassium channel activity. The transcript has 2 exons. The record is from RefSeq and is a predicted model, not a curated record. Lineage: Eukaryota; Metazoa; Arthropoda; Insecta; Diptera; Calliphoridae. Bases 7 to 339 code for a protein of 110 amino acids.
AGGUAUAUGGAGGAACGUGCUUUAACUGGCGGUAAUACAUCCCGGAAGCCCUCAACAAACUCCGCUAAACACAAACCCAAUGUCGGUUAUCGACUAGGGAAACGUAAAGCUUUAUUUGAAAAGCGUAAGCGUAUUAGUGAUUACGCUCUAGUCAUGGGCAUGUUUGGUAUUGUUGUGAUGGUUAUCGAGAAUGAAUUAAGCAGCGCUGGGGUAUAUACAAAGGCAUCCUUUUAUUCCACAGCGCUUAAAACAUUAAUAUCGGUUUCGACUGUGAUUCUUUUAGGUCUUAUUAUAGCUUAUCAUGCUUUGGAAGUGCAGGUGAGAGUGAGUGCUAAUUAAAUUUUUCUUCUUUCAGAUGUUAGAUUAAUAUAUAUUUAAUAUAUUAUUUAAUAAUUCUAUUUUUUAUUUUUGUUAAUUGGUCGUCGUCUUGGUUGUUAAAUUCAUUAUUAUUAUUAUUCUUAUAUUUAAUUAUUAUUAUUACUACUAGGAUUAUGUGGUGAAAUGUGAAAUUGUGUUUUUAAUACCAAUACACAUACACAAACAUAUAUCUCUUUCCCCUCUUACCUCGCCCCCUGACCAUAAACAGUUCAAAAAUAACAAAAUUAAAAAAAAUAAAUGUUACAUUAACUUUUAACCAUAAACAUACAUAAUCCAUCCUUUUACCAAGCGAAAAGUUUUGUAACCUUUAAUCUAAAUUCUAAAAAAAAUGUGUAAAUAUUUAAAUUUUCACUGCAAAUGAUGAAGACCAAUGAAGGCUAAAGUGUUAUCUCUGAAAGUGCAUGUUCUUUUAUGAAUUUAAUACUUGGAAUUUGAAUAAUUUAAUUUUAAAGUUAAAAAAGUUGUUUGGGUAGUUAGCGAUAAAACAGCAUUUGUGUAAAUAUUUAAGCAGUUUUUUGGAUUGUUUGUUUUAGCUAUAUAUUAAGGAUGUUCACUUAAGAAAGAACACUAUCAGACAAGUUAAUAUUUUUUUUAUUAAAAAAGAUUAUUCUCAAAAACUUGUCAGGAAAAAAUUAUUUAUUAAAAUAUUACAUAUUAAUGUAUAAAAAAGUUAAAUU